CUCCACUGAGGUCGAGAUGCUCAUCAUGGGGGCUGUGCUGCUGUUACUAAUUGGUGUGGCUGAUGGUGUGGAGACCUUCUGCGACGCCACACAGCCACACAUCACGACCCAGUGCUUUGGCUCUCUGGGAGGAACCGUGGAGGUCCUGCUGCCUAAGACCUCACAGGAUGAUCACUACAGACUGAGGAAAAACGAUGUCCCGAUUUUACCAGACCGCAGUCCGACAACAAACAUUCAAUAUUCAUUUAAUGUCAGUACUGGAAUGUUUGCUAUAAAGGAAUUCAACAGGACAGACAAGGGUACAUACUGGAUAGAUGUUUAUGAUCAGAAUGGAAAGGAAAUAUCAUUCAACCUAUUUCGCUUAUCCAUUGAAGGUGUGAAGACCAUCUGCAACGCCACACAGCCACAUAUCACAACCCAGUGCUCCGGCUCUCCGGGAGGAACUGUGGAGGUCCAGCUGCCUGCUAAGACCUCACAAAAUGAUAUCUACACACUGAAGAAAAACAAUGCCCAGAUUUUAUCAGGCCGUCAUCAGACAGCAAACCUUCGAUAUUCAUUGAAUGUUAAUACUGGAUUGUUUGCUAUAAAGGACUUCGACUGGUCAGACUACGGUACAUACUCUAUGAAACUACACGAUGCAGCUGGAAGGGAAUUAGCAAAUACAAAAUGUAAUUUAACCAUUCAAGCCCCGGUCUCCUCUCCCCUCCUGUCCCGGGAGUGUCUGUCCUGGGGACAGCAGAGGGUGUCCUGCUCUGCCGGGGGGGGGGGACUCCACUACAGCUGGAGUCUAGACGGACUCCCGCUGAACGACACGCGUCUCCUCUCCGGACCCAGUAGCGCUAGUGACGUCACUCUGGAGCCGGGCCGCUCGGGACUGCUCAGCUGCUCGGUCCGCAACAACGUGAGCCACGCCGCGGCUAACACCACCUUGUCUGUGUGUUACGCCAGCCGAUAA
Gadus chalcogrammus (walleye pollock) is the source of this 955-nucleotide messenger RNA. RefSeq lists its product as uncharacterized. The coding region runs from base 17 to 955 and encodes 312 amino acids. The transcript is spliced from 5 exons. NCBI's taxonomy places the organism in Eukaryota, Metazoa, Chordata, Actinopteri, Gadiformes, Gadidae. The record is from RefSeq and is a predicted model, not a curated record.